Messenger RNA from Copidosoma floridanum, 2309 nucleotides. It is a transcript of the gene pall, whose product is annotated as F-box protein pallbearer. Lineage: Eukaryota; Metazoa; Arthropoda; Insecta; Hymenoptera; Encyrtidae. The record is from RefSeq and is a predicted model, not a curated record. Gene Ontology annotation, molecular function: protein binding. Gene Ontology annotation, biological process: protein polyubiquitination.
CAGCGAAAAAUCUCUACACAAAACAACUAAGUUCUCGGAUAAAAAGUGUGAAGAGGGUAAAAAAAUUGUAAAAAGAGUGGUGUGUGAAAACUUCCAGAGGACCUGAUAAAAACGUCUUAUUAGGCUGCUAUAGCCGCUUGUCAUGUUUGAGCACGUAGUUUGUGUUUUUUUCCUUCGCUGAGUAUAGGUAUGCGUACCUAUUUAUAUUGGCGUCACUGUUUUCAGUUUACUAUAUUAGAUCGAAGCUUGGAGAAGCGUCGCAACUACCGUGAGCAGUAGUUGCUGAUGCUGCUUGCAACAAUCAAAUACCUCUUAGCUACGUCAAAUAUGUGAACGCUGUGUUUUGGCUAUUUUGAGAAUCAAAACCAUACUUACCAUUUUGUUUUCGUGAAGCGUGCGAGGAUCGUUUACUUACUUAUCCAGUUUAUUUCGGCCCACACGCAGUGCGUUUUAUUUUGUUGUGCAUAUACGGCUAUUCCCAUGGAAUAAAAAUUUGAGAUGAGAGCGAAUCGUUUGUUGUUGUUGGUGCUGCCAGUGAAUUACUUCUGAUUAAAGUCAGGUUUUAAAAGUUCCAUCAAAUAAAGCUUCAAAAAUGGAUAUUUUGAUCAAGAAUGACGCCCAAAUGGCCCUGAAUUUCCUCGAACUUCCCGAAAUUGUUUUGGAAAUGAUUUUCUCCAAGCUCAGCUACGAUGAAAUUGCCAGACUCAGAAUUGUUUGCAAAGCGUUUGAUCACAUCUGCAAGAAGCUGCUCAACAGAGGAUUCAACUUGAUGGAAAAAUAUCACGCGCAGUGCUUGAGAACUGUCAAAAGUCAGUUGCCACGCAGGGAAUCGGAGAGAAGAACUCAUCCCCUUGCAAGACAUUGUGAUAUUCUUACGGCUAUAGAGACAAGAAUAUCAAUGUUAUCCAUGACUUUUACAAAAUACAUUGACUUGAAUCUUUGUUGCUUCAUCCCAGGAAAGGUGAUUGAUGAAAUAUUGAGAGUCUUACGUCUGAUCAGACUCUCAAAAACACCACCCAGAACUCCAGAAAUUUUACAAGAAUUGCGUGACAUCAGUAGCAUGGCAAUGGAACACUUUGAUGAAAAAAUUUUGCCCGACUUUAAAAGUAGUAUCUGUCACACGGUAUCGGCCAAUGUAAGUCAGUAUAACGACAGUCUCUCUCACCUGAUGAUGCCACAUCACACUUCACACCCCAAAAGUUCAACACUGCCGCAUAAUUUACAUCCAUCUACCUGGAAGAAGAUCUGUAAUCGUACCAAAAAGAAUAAAAUUACAAUACUAAGUGUCAAGGGCCAAAUUGGCAAAAUGAAACUGAGGAUGAACAGACAAGCUUCUCAAAUAAGAAAACAAAACGUUAAAUUGCAAGAGCACACGAAAAAAAUACAGGAUCAGAAUCACCAGCUAGCUGAAAUGAAGAAGCAUCUGGAAGAGUGGGAACAAAAACUAGGCGACUUGACAGCCGAAUUGAACCGUGCCAAUAGCUUGGAUAAUUGCAAGAGAAAAACUUGUGAUACUGGGUUACUCAACUCGAAAGAUAUACAGGCGAAAAAACGAAAGUUGAUAGUUGAACGCAAAUCAUCCGUGGACGCGCAAGAUGUCAAAUUCAAAAAAUUUAUGGUGGAUCUUCUAGAUAAACCAAUGGAAGAAUGUAUGUCUGAUUCUAAUUAAACGACCCCCCCUUUUUUAAACAAAUUGUUUGUCAGCAACAAAAGUUCGUGCAAACAAUAAUUUGAUAUUUUAUAAAUUUAAUUAAUAAAUUACGGCUCCAAAAAUAAUCGUGAUUUAUAAAAACCAUCUAAUGAUUAUCAAUGCAUAAGAAAUAAAGCAUUGAUCAUGCAAACCAUGAGCCGGUUGAUAUUAUAUUCUCAUUAGCUAGUUAACCAUAUCUCGGUGUAACCCGCACAAUGGUUUAAUAUGUGCACGUGUAUAUAGAAAAAAAUAAUAAUAAUAAUAAUAAAUAAGAAAUUUUGAUAAUGUAAUCAUUAGAAAAUGCAUGUUUCAUCAUGCAAUCUUGUGAAAUCUAUCUAUUACCAGUUUCGAUGAUUGUUUGUAUUAUAAUUUUGUAACUGUGUUAUAGUAAGCAAACUUUCAAAAGCCCUUUCAUCCUUGGGGAAUCGUAAACAUGAACGAAGACAUAUUUCGAAAAUAACUUGUUAAUAAUAAUUGUUAUUAUUUUUUAUAUUCUCACGAACGACAUUUCUUUGUACUUAUAAAUCAUAAAACUUAAUUUCAUACCGUUUAAACUAUACUCGAAAUUUUUUUUUUUCCCAAUCCAAAAUAAAAAAUAAGUUUUUUUGUGCCAACCACA